Messenger RNA from Melospiza melodia melodia, 2634 nucleotides. RefSeq names its product hexosaminidase D (gene HEXD). The record is from RefSeq and is a predicted model, not a curated record. NCBI's taxonomy places the organism in Eukaryota, Metazoa, Chordata, Aves, Passeriformes, Passerellidae. Gene Ontology annotation, molecular function: hexosaminidase activity. The transcript is spliced from 12 exons. Gene Ontology annotation, biological process: carbohydrate metabolic process. The coding region runs from base 206 to 1609 and encodes 467 amino acids.
CCGAGAGAGAGUGGAAGGAUCCAGCGCACAGCUGGGAGCGGCGGAGGGGCGGCACCGGGACAGGGGGACAAGGGGACAGCGCGACAACGGCACACCGGGACAGCAGGGCUCGCAGCCGGGACAGCGGGGCAGGGACGGCGGGGUGCGGCCGGGCGGCGUGAGCAGGGACGCCGCGGCGACAGGCCAAAGCAAUCGAGGCCGGAGCAUGUGGCGGCGCCUGGUGCACCUGGACCUGAAGGGCGCCGCGCCGCGCGCGCAGUACCUGGAGCAGGUGCUGCCGCUGCUCCGUGCCCUGGGUGCCACCGGGCUGCUGCUGGAAUAUGAGGACACCUUCCCGUACACGGGGCCGCUGGAGGUGCUGCAGGCCCCCCACGCCUACAGCCCCCAGGAGCUCCAGGCGCUGCUGAGCUGGGCACGGGCACAGGGCCUGGACGUGGUGCCACUGGUGCAGAGCUUUGGGCACAUGGAGUUUGUGCUGAAGCACAGGCAGUUUGCCCACCUGCGGGAGGUGAAGGAGCUGCCCAACGCCCUGAACCCGCACAAGGAGGAGUCGCUGGCGCUGGUCAAAGCCAUGAUUGACCAGGUCAUGGCCCUGCACCAGGACCUGCAGUGGUUCCACAUCGGAUGUGAUGAGGUCUACUACCUUGGUGAAGGAGAGGAGUCGAAGCAGUGGCUGCAGCAGCAGAACAACACCCCACAGAAGCUGUGCCUGUCCCACAUCAAAGCAGUUGCCACUUGUUUGGCCUGGUCCUACCCCAUGGUGACACCCAUCGUGUGGGAUGACAUGCUCAGGGGCAUAAGUGAGGAAACACUGGCAGAGUCCGGGGUCCCACAGCUGGUGCAGCCCAUGAUCUGGGACUAUGCAACAGACAUCAACGUGGAGGGCAAAGUGCAGCUCAUCGAGAAGUACCGCAGGUGUGGCUUCUCCAAGGUGUGGUUUGCAAGUGCCUUCAAGGGAGCCACGGGAGCAAACCAGUCCCUGACCCUGAUUGGGCACCACCUGAGGAACCAGCUGGAGUGGCUGCAGGUGGCCCAGAGGAGCCCUGCUGAUGUCCUGGAAGGGAUUGCACUGACUGGCUGGCAGAGGUAUGAUCACUUUGCUGUUCUGUGUGAGCUUCUCCCUGUGGCCAUUCCAUCCCUGGCUGUGUGUCUGCAGGCACUAAAGAAUGGUGGCUUCUCUGAAAAGGUUAAAGAAAAUGUGGAAAACAUCCUGGGAAUGCCUAACCUGGAAAUUGAAACUUUCAUGAGCCCAGGUCUGGGGACCUUUCCUGGGAGCAGUGUCCUCACCCUUGUGACACAAAUCAGUUUCCACCUCAAGUCAUCAGUGGAUGAACUUCUCGAAAGGAACAGAUAUUCCACAGGCUGGUUCAGCCCCUACCACAGGAAAAGGAAGAUUAUUCAUCCCAUCAUAGUGCACCACCUCCAGCCAGAUGCAGUCAGGCUCUUCUCCAAGUGGAGUGCUGUGGUGCAAGACCUGCAAGCAGCCAUGGAGCAAGUUUUCCCCAGGUGUGCUAUAGAGGAAUGGAUGGAGGAGAAUGUCCACCCCCACCUACAGAAGCUGCAGGAAGUGGUGGAGGAUUUAGAUGAAGCAAUAAGAGCACAAAAUUAGAGACAUUUCAAUUAGUCUGACUCAUUCCCUGGGAAAACAUGGCUAGUGAAAAUCAGCACCUAGCCUUGAGCUGGAGUUUGUCAUCUUGAGAGUGUGGUUAAACAAAAGUGACCUGAAGGCAUGAAGGAAUUUAUUAGCAUAAAACACUUCAGCUCAAUUUUCUUGUCUUAACACGUGCUGAGCCUUAACUCACCUGUCAGUCAGGUUUGCUGCCCUGUGAGUCACAGCAGGAAAAAACCCAGGUCCUUCCAAAUUCAGCAUUUGAAACAACAGACUCUUACAUAACAAUGACCUGGGAGAGUUCUACUCUAAUAUUUAGGAUAUUUUAAAAAUGCUUGGGUCAUUUUGUUCUGUACCAAAAGUGCUUCACACGCCAGCUGUGCUCUGAGUUGUGUCCCACCAUUCAUUCAUUCUCUCAGAGGAAUCAGGAGCUGCUGAGGCAGGGACACCUGGGCUUGGAGGGAAAAUGCCUUAGCACACAUUGGGCUGCUUCACUUUCUGCCACAGCACCCAAGCUCAGCCCCAUCCCCACAGAAAAGACCUGCUGGGCUCAGUAAAACCCCAAACUGCAACCUGCACUUCCCAGCUUUGUCCCAGUUUGAGCCAUGACUAAAGCUACUAAAUCUAAGGAAAAAAUGCUGGUUUAUUCUGCUUUAAUGUCAAACUUGUCACAAUGUAUAGAGAUAUAUUUUGGGGACUUUUGGUGAUUAUCCUAAUUCUCUCUUGUUAAGUAUGUUACUUCACCCUGUAUAUUCAAAAUAUUUAUUUCUGUGCUUCAUUUAUACCUUUCUUUAAAUUUUUUUGGGAGCACUGGUAUUGAAAUUUUCUUGGAACAAAUUUUAACAUACAAAAAGUAAAACUACAGCAUAAGACAAGGUUCAGGUGACUCAAUGAGAGCCUCAGGAACCAGGCCCACAUGCAAAUCUUUAUUUAAAAAAAACUAAUUGCUGUGUAUACCUGUCACAAAGCUUGAACCAAACAAGAUCUUAAUUUAUUUUACUUGAAUAAAACCUUUGAUACUCAAA